Colossoma macropomum (tambaqui) is the source of this 1196-nucleotide messenger RNA. RefSeq lists its product as uncharacterized. NCBI's taxonomy places the organism in Eukaryota, Metazoa, Chordata, Actinopteri, Characiformes, Serrasalmidae. The coding region runs from base 156 to 737 and encodes 193 amino acids. The transcript has 5 exons. The record is from RefSeq and is a predicted model, not a curated record. Gene Ontology annotation, molecular function: oxidoreductase activity, acting on metal ions.
GAUGAGCGAUGAAAGAAAUUAACCUUUUUUUUCAUGCCGCUGUGACUCAGCACAAAGUUCCCUCUAAAGCCAGCUGCCAGAGGACUGUCCAGUCUGUCCCACCUGGGGAAUAUGUCCAUGUGUCUCCGUUCACUGUAACUUGGCCGUAGUUUGACAUGAACGCUGUGUUUUUUGGAGUUUUUUUGCUCCAGGCCGUGACCCCUGUGCUGGGUUUUGCUACCGGAGCUCCGGCCUCAGUCUGUGGGAGCAUGAAGCCUGAACAUUCAAGAGUUCAGCCUCAGCCAGGCCAGCCUCCGUACACUAUCGAAACCAGCAACAGCACUUUUCAGACCGGACAGCCUCUUACAGUGAUAAUUAAAGGUCCUGAUUACGGUGGAGUUUUACUGGAGGCUCGCUCAGGAUCCAGAACCAAUGCUUUGGGCAGCUGGGAGAGUCCACCAGCUAACACUAAAUACUUACAGUGCUCAGGAAACAAUCAAGGUGCCAUCACGCAUUCCAACGCCAACAUGAAGAGCAACCUCACCGUUUACACCUGGAUCCCUCCAGAAACCUCCAACAGCAUCUAUUUCGUGGCCACUGUAGCCAAAGACCGAUCCGUUUACUGGUUAAAUGUCAAGUCAGCCACUCUGACCAGAGAUGGAGCUGUGGGAGCCGGCUCUGCUGCUGAUCCUAAGAUGGCCACUGCACCUGUGCUUCUCGUUCUCACCAUGCUGGCGUCAACGUUGUUUCAAAGCUAGGAACAAAGAAACAGCAUCAGGUUACCAGCAAUUCAGCCUUUGGGAAACGACACCAUGCACUUAUAUAUAAUUACCAAUAAACACACGUACGUACACGUGUUCGCUUUAGUGUGUGGCUUGUUCUGAAAGAGAUCAGUGACAAUGAGAGGAGAGCAAUUACAAAAACAUUGUUUGGAUUCUUUUGUUUGUGAGUAUGUAUAUCUAUAUGUUUGUGUGUCCUUAAACGGGCAUUCCGACUUAAAAACAAGAAUGUCAUAUUUUAUUCAUCUUGAUAUGCAUUAUUCUGUAGCGCAGCAUUACAGAAAAGAUACAUUUGCAUAUAUUUUACAGUCAAGAAAAUACAUGACAAAUGUGUUGUAAUAUAGUCACAGUCAUAUUAAAAUACAUUCUUUAAAUUGCAAUAUAUUCUCAAAUGUUUUCCAAAAAAAAUACAUUUUGACGUAUGUUAAGAAGAGUAGA